ACAAAUAAAAACAUCCGAGUGGAAUCUCUGACAGUACAAAUAGGAUUGAACCCUAACAUUUACUUAUGGAGAGAGAGAGAUAUGGAGUUUAACGUCCAAUCGACGCAAACUAGGUCAUUUCGGGACUAACAUAUGGUUUAAUUUUUGUACCCCCCCCCCCUUUUUUUAUGGAAUACGCGACCUACGAAGAUUUGAGAAAAGAAUAUAUGUAACCCUGGACAAUAAUUUUAUAAUAUUAGAACACUUAGUAUGGAUACAGUCACUGUGUUUAUUAUACUGCAACAUUUCAACAAGAUUUCACAAGUCGCUUUCAGGUUUGGAAGUUUAAGUCAAAUCCAUAAUGGUGUCACUUGUCUCAAUACUCUUCUCGGCAUUAUUUCGACAGAAACCUUUGAUCAGGCGACAUGCCUUUAAUCUGUGUGUACCACCAACCAGCCAUCUUGUAUUAGAUGCAGACGUCAUUGCAUCACGUCCGGUAUUUGUAGUUGGUGAUAUCCAUGGUUGCUGUGAUGAACUACAAGAAAUUGUGUCAGAGGCGCGUAAGGAACACGGGGAUACUUUGUUUAUUUUUGUUGGCGAUAUGGUCAAUAAGGGACCAAAAAAUGUGGAAGUUCUGCAUUUUAUUUCAACGCUAAAAAGUUACGCUGUUAGAGGCAAUCAUGAUGAAGUCGUUUUACGCGAGUUGGCGGAGCUGAAGAAGGAUCCAAGUUACGAGUUGAGAGAAAAGAAUGAAUGGAUGACCUCGUUGACACCGGAGCAUGUAAACUAUUUGAAUAAUUUACCGUACACUAUCUCGUUACCUAGUCUAAAUAGUUUGAUAGUUCAUGCAGGGUUAAUACCGGGGAUUCCCCUAGAACAGAUCGACUAUAACAACAUGACUAAUAUGAGAAAUAUCAUAACGGAGGACUACUUUGACGGACGGGGCCUUGUUGCAUCGACGGGAAUAAAAGACGGCGUGCCGUGGGCUUCGUUGUGGCCAGGCCCUGAACAUGUUUAUUUUGGACACGACGCGCGGCGGAAGCUGCAACAAUAUCCACACGCUACUGGACUUGAUACGGGUUGUUUAUACGGCGGUUGUUUAACCGGUAUCUUCAUAAACGGUUGUAAAAAAAUGAUUCAAAUUCCAGCAAAAAAAGUUUAUGUUGAUCCCAAUGCAUAACUGACGUAUUCUUUGGAUGGUUCAAACUAUUCCCCCUUCUGGAUAAUCGUAUGUCAAAGCUGCUGACUGAUGAAUUAAAAGUUUGGGAGACCAUACAGACUUAUUCCCAAUUUUGAAACGUUUAUGUCACAGCGAUAUGUAUUUUAUUAUACAUGAUGUGAAAUUAGACGAUUACAGACAUAACAAUUCACGGAGAACGGUAAAUUAUAUUUGUACCGACCGGUGAUAAUCUUCAAUGCGUUAAUACCUUUUAAUGGUGGAAUGUGACAUCAACCAUAUAUUUAUAAAUGAUGGAAUGUGACACCAACCAUAUAUUUAUAAAUGAUGGAAUGUGACACCAACCAUAUAUUUAUAAACGAUGGAAUGUGACACUGACCAUAUAUUUAUAAACGAUGGAAUGUGACACUGACCAUAUAUUUAUAAACGAUGGAAUGCGACACUGACCAUAUAUUUAUAAACGAUGGAAUGUGACACUGACCAUAUAUUUAUAAACGAUGGAAUCUGACACCAACCAUAUAUUUAUAAAUGAUGGAAUCUGACACUGACCAUAUAUUUAUAAAUGAUGGAAUGUGACACAAACCAUAUAUAAAUAAAUGAUUGAAUCUGACACCGACCAUAUAUAAAUAAAAGAUUGAAUCUGACACCGACCAUAUAUUUAUAAAUGAUGGAAUGUGACACCAACCAUAUAUUUAUAAAUAAUGGAAUGUGACACCAACCAUAUAUUUAUAAAUGAUGGAAUGUCACACUAACCAUAUAUUUAUAAAUGAUGGAAUUUGACAUCAAAUAUAUGAAAAAUAAUGAAUGAAGCAACAUCACCGAAUCUAGCAAUAAAGAAACGGUCGCCAUUUUUUAUGUAUCAUUAUUUAGAUAAUGUUUUUAAUUUCAUGAAUUAAAUUGUUUGAUUUUUAUAGCCAGCAUUCAAAUUCAGUACAUGUAUGUAUAUAACUUCCAUUUUACGCAUAACUUUGGGCAUAGUCAGUGGCACUACCUCAGCACCCACAACCACAGGCGCCUGUAACGUGGAAAAUAUUUCACAAAUAAUAUCAAGCUAUGACUAAGUAUAUGUCUAAAGUCUGUUACGUCCAUGUUCGUAAGCGAGAUUAUCAAAUAACUGAUCUGAUUCCAAUUUCUAACUCUGGGGCAAAUAACUCAUCUGAAAUGAAAUGAAAUGGGGUUUAACGUCCUACUGUUUUGCUCCGAACUGGGCUAAUGAAGACGGACAUACAGUGUGCUAUGAGGGAAAUUUUGCCCGGACAGCGGCACUACGGCCUACUCUUAUAUCGAAUUCCAACUGCCAAGGGAUCUUUAACGUGCACACCAAUGUGUACACGGGACCUCGGUUUUUCGUCCCAUCCGAACGACUAGGUAGCUUUCCUUGUAAGCCCCUCCGUCCUGUAUCACUGACAAGGGAGAACCACGCCCGGAAAAUCUGGAUGAACUUGUCUAGCUCGUUCGGAUGGGACGAAAACCUAGACCCCGUUGGCGUGUACGUAACCACCCCCCCCCCCCCCAAAAAAAUCUGACAGAUGGAAUUCGAAAUAAGAGUCUGACGAAGCGCCGCAGUCUGGGCAAAAUUUCCUUUAUAGCACACUGUGUGGCGUAUGUCCGCCUGAAGUGUUUUAUGACAUUUUCGCAGUUCUUGAAAACAACAAGAGCAUCAUUGUAGAAACAUAGCUCCUAUUAAAAAUAAUGAAUUGUUUA
Molecule: messenger RNA, 2860 nt
Organism: Patella vulgata (common limpet)
Lineage: Eukaryota; Metazoa; Mollusca; Gastropoda; Patellidae
Product: serine/threonine-protein phosphatase 1
Exons: 2
Coding region: 341-1159 (272 amino acids)
Biological process (GO): polyphosphate catabolic process
Cellular component (GO): cytoplasm
Molecular function (GO): phosphatase activity; endopolyphosphatase activity
Source: RefSeq, a predicted model, not a curated record